UCUGCAGCAGCAGCAGCAGCUCACAGCUGACAGCACUGAGCUCAACUUCACUACUAGCGGACACCGACACGGAGAUCAGCUGAGGACUUUACUCUCUCGCCGCAGACACACGUUUUAAUUGUGAGAAUAUUUCUGCUCCCAGGACGCUCCUCCAGCACCUCCUCUGUUUGCGCACUGUUUCCACCACAAUGAACUUUAUUUAGGACGCGUCCCUCCUGCAGGCGUCCUGAGGCACAGCCCCGACAUCGCCGUCCACUGGGGGUCCUUGUCUUGUGAUAGAGUUCAGUUUCUCAGCAGAUUCUCGUUCAUCACACUCAGCUCAGCUCCAGGGUCGGAGGGAAGAGGACAAUGGGGGCCGGUGGGGUCUCCCCCCGAGCCCUGCUGUGGCUCCACCUGCUCGGCUUGAUCUCUGUGGCGUCGCCCCUCAACCCGGAUGACCCCAACGUGUGCAGCCACUGGGAGAGCUACGCUGUGACGGUGCAGGAGUCCUACGCUCAUCCGUUUGACCAGGUUUACUACACCCGCUGCACCGACAUCCUUAACUGGUUCAAAUGCACCAGACACAGGAUCAGCUACAAGACGGCAUACAGGAGAGGAGUGAGGACCAUGUACAGGCGACGCUCUCAGUGCUGCCCGGGCUUCUAUGAAAGUGGAAACCUGUGUGUUCCGUUGUGUACUGAAGAGUGCGCCCACGGACGGUGUGUCUCUCCUGAUACCUGCCAGUGUGAGCCUGGCUGGGGAGGACUGGACUGCUCCAGCGGCUGUGAGAGUGACUUCUGGGGGCCCCACUGCAGUAACCGCUGUCAGUGCCGGAACGGGGCCAAAUGUAACCCGAUAACAGGAGCCUGCGUCUGCACCGACGGCUUCCAGGGCUGGCGCUGCGAGGAGCCCUGUGACCCCAACUUCUACGGCAAGGACUGCCUGCUGGAGUGCCAGUGCCUCAACGGCGCCACCUGCCACCAUCAGACCGGCGAGUGCCUUUGUGCGCCCGGAUACACUGGCGCCUUCUGUGAGGAGCCCUGUCCUCCAGGGAAACAUGGCUCCCUGUGUGAACAGCGCUGUCCCUGUCAGAACGGAGGAACGUGCCAUCACGUCACCGGAGAGUGCUCCUGUCCUGCCGGCUGGGUGGGUCCAGUCUGCGCCCAGCCGUGUCCGUUCGGAUCAUUCGGCAUUAAUUGCUCUCAGGAGUGCACGUGUCGUAACGAGGGCCUGUGUGACCACAUCAGCGGUCAGUGCCAGUGCACGGCAGGCUACAUCGGAGAGAGAUGCCAGGAUGAAUGCCCAGUUGGCACGUACGGGCCGCAGUGUGCCCACAAGUGUGACUGUCAGAACGGAGCCAAGUGCUACCACAUCAACGGGGCCUGCCUGUGCAACGAGGGCUUCAAGGGUCCUAGCUGCCAGGACCGCUUCUGUCCCAGCGGCCUGUACGGACUCAUCUGUGACAAAUACUGCCCCUGCAAGGCUGCAAACACACUCAGCUGCCACCCUCUGUCAGGAGAGUGCACCUGUACAGCAGGAUGGGCGGGGCUUUACUGUAACGAGACCUGUCCGGCAGGUUACUACGGCGAGGGCUGCAGAGAGCUGUGCGCCUGUGCCAACGGAGCCGACUGUGAAGGCGUCACCGGAGCUUGUGUCUGUGCUCCGGGGUACAUCGGUGACGACUGCUCCAUCAGCUGUCCUGCAGGCCUCUACGGGAUCAACUGCACCUCCUCCUGCUCCUGCCACAAUGAGAUCUCCUGCUCGCACAUCGAAGGCUCCUGUUUCUGCAGAGAAGGCUGGCAGGGUGUGGACUGCUCCAUCCCAUGCUCCAGUGGUGCUUGGGGACUGGGCUGCAAUCAGACGUGUCAGUGCGCCAACGGGGCGGCCUGCGACCCCGUCAACGGUACCUGCACCUGCUCUCCAGGCUGGAGGGACGAGUACUGCGACGUACCGUGUGCUGAGGGAUGGUACGGGCUGGACUGCAGAGAGAGAUGUGACUGUGUCAACGCCAACGGCUGUGAUCCAGUGACGGGCUUCUGUCGCUGUCUUGCAGGUUGGACAGGUGUCCACUGUGACAGUGUGUGUGAGGAGGGACGCUGGGGACCAAACUGCUCCUACAGCUGCACCUGUGAGAACGGAGGCUCCUGCUCCCCAGAGGACGGCACCUGUGUGUGUGCUCCAGGAUACCGCGGCACCAACUGCAGACGAACAUGCUCUCCUGGUUUCUUCGGUCAGCGCUGCAGCCAGUCGUGUCCUCAGUGUGUCCACAGUGACGGGGCGUGUCACCAUGUCACCGGUCACUGUGAAUGUCUCUCUGGAUUCUUCGGCUCGCUCUGUAAUCAAGUGUGUCCCAGUGGAAAGUUCGGUAAAGCCUGCGCUGAGGCGUGUUUGUGCACCAACAACGGCACCUGUAACCCAAUCGACGGCUCCUGUCAGUGCUACCCUGGAUGGAUCGGCGAGGACUGCUCCAAACCGUGUCCUCAGGGCUCGUGGGGUCCAGACUGCAUCCACACAUGUAACUGUCACAACGGAGCUCAGUGCAGCGCCACAGACGGAGAGUGUAACUGCAGCCCUGGAUGGACGGGACUCUACUGUACUCAGCGCUGUCCCACAGGUUUCUACGGCGGCCAGUGUGCUGAAGUGUGUCGCUGUCAGAACGGCGCCGACUGCGACCACAUCAGCGGACAGUGUUCCUGCAGGACGGGGUUCAUCGGACAGAGCUGUGAGCUCAAGUGUCCUGCAGGGACGUUUGGUUACGGCUGCCAGCAGCUGUGUGAGUGCAUGAACAACGCCACCUGUGACUACGUGACGGGAACCUGUUACUGCAGCAUCGGCUUCAAAGGCAUCCGCUGUGACCAGGCGGCUCUGAUGAUGGAGGAGCUGAACCCGUACACUAAGAUCAGCCCGGCGCUGGCAUCAGAGCGCCAGUCGGCUGGCGCCGUCCUGGGCAUCAUCUUCCUGCUGCUGCUCAUCAUGGCCAUGCUCGGCCUGGUCGUCUGGUUCCGCUACCGGCAGAGAGAGAAAGGCCACCACGUGCCGAGCGUCACCUACACGCCUGCCCUGCACAUCAACUCCACAGACUACUCCCUCUCAGCAGGGCUGCAGUGUACAGGCCUGCUCUCCUCUCCAGACUCCUCUCCCAGUAACAGCUCUGUAGGACGCUGCUUCUCCAACACCAGCUACCGCACUCUGGGGCCGUGCACCUACGCUGCCCACUACGCCAAGCCGGACAAGAGGAGCUCCACCAAGAUGAAGACGAAGAAGCGCCACAGGAACAGUGCUCCAGAGUGGGGGGCGUACUGUAACCUCAGCGAUCUCGGUCAGUUAAUGAUGGAUGAUGUUUAUCUUUCAGACUACAUGAAGGGCUCGUUGUCCAGCACCUGCUCCCUCAACAGUGAGAACCCGUACGCCACCAUCAACGACGCACCUGCUGUGUGUAAACACUCAGAGAGCAGCUAUGUGGAGAUGAAGUCGCCAGCUCACCAUGAACACAUGACACACUGUUGCUCCGCCGCCGCUGCCAUCAUCACCACUACGACCACCACCACUGCACCCGCCAAGAACGUCUACGACAUGGAACCGACCAUCAGCAUCGUCCAGGGAGCCGGCAGCAUGGUGGUUCCCAGUUACCCUCAGAACCCGUACGACCUGCCGAGGAACAGCCACAUCCCGAGUCACUACGACCUGCUUCCCGUGCGCCCGAGCCCCUCCCACAGCCACAGCCUCACCCUGCACAGCCACAGCCCCCCGCUGCCCGGCAGCCCCACCAGCUCACUGCUCUAGACCUCCACCCACCCCCCCACAGCACCCAGACUGGACACUGGACCAGUGCUCCCAGUUCAUCGAGAGCCAGGAACUGUGAACUGGGAUAGGACAUGGUGGAAAGACUUGGUGCAUGUGUGAAUCUCCUCCCUGCAGCGCUCCGACCGCUGCUCUGCUGUUUGAUAAUUUAUCACUGUAUUAUAUCCAAACUGUUUCUGUGCCGAUCAAUACUACAUAUUUGUGUUGUAUUGUAAAUUCCCCCUCAUCAAGAAAAUGCCAACGGAGGGAAUAUACACGUACGUAUGCACACAAGUAUACCUUUUCUCUGGUAUGCUGAUUUCUUGGGAAGUCGAGGACGAUCGGUAAAGAAAAUAGGUUACUGUAAAUGUUUCUGAGUACGACUGUUGAACUGAAAAAUAAACGUGCGUGCCAAAGACGAGACUGAGGCCCACGUCACACCUGGACUGAGUGGAUCCACCACACCUGUACAAUGAAGCGGCAUCACACGGGCAUUACUUUCUGUGGAGAAAAGGUGCUCGUUACUCCGAUAUUCUCCCAAAAACAAGGACCUAAAAAUAUGUAAAGAAAUGCACACAAACUGCAGUCUGGUCAGAUCUACACGACCUGUACAGUUCUGGUAUUUUUACACAUCGUUUCUUAUUUCCUGUUUACAUAUUUAAAGAUCCUGACGAGGAUCCAUAUUUUCUCUCUGGAAAGUUCUCUUUUUGUAUGUACUGUAGACGGAGUGGUGUAUUAGCUGUACACUUACUGUACACUAGUGAUUAUUAUUGUGAUUUUCUUUUGUUGUGUCGAGCUUAAUACACAUGCAUGCCAAAGAUUAUUCAAGAUGUAAUAUUUAGACAGGAAAACCCUGAUUACGUUCUGUUGGUGCGAACUGAUUAUCGUCAUCUGACUGUGUCAACAUGGGAAACACUCCGAUCUCAAACACGCACUGCAGGGCUGCAACCAACAGUUAUUACUGAUUCAUCUUCUGAUUAUUUCUUCAAUUAAUUGAUUAAUUUUUUGGCAAAUUCCAUGUCAUGAAAAAGUGAAAAAUGUCCAUCUCAGUUUCAGUGAGGAUACUGAGAUAUUGAGUUAGUAUCACAUGGUGAGAAGAGAAGCAGCAAAUUAUGACAGAUUUUUUGCCUGAAAAAUUAGUCAUCGAUAAUCGUUUAUCAAAAUUGUUGCCAUAAAUUGACUAAUUGCAUCAGCUCUAAACCUCUUCCUAACAUACAAUGUGCAAACAAACUCUUGCAGAUGAAGCGCAAAAAAUUGUCCAAAUAUACUGCCAGUGAAAACAAUACUCAGAGAGCUUCCUGAGUCCCGAUCGAGCCUGAAGCACCGGCUCGCUGCUUCUCUGAAAUAAGACUGGAGAUGCACAAAGUUUUGCAAAAAUAGAGUGACACAUUGCUCAGCCUGUUACCUGAUGCACACUGAAACAAUCUGAUAGUCACUAGCUCGUAUUGCAUCUUGUUAGGAAAAGGUGAGAGGGUACGGUCACACAUGAGCAAAAUAAACAUUGGCGACUAUUCACCUCUCAUCGACUUUCAUUCAGUGCAGGGAGGGGGCAGCUAAUGUUGGAUUCAGACUACGUAAUGUCUGCCUGAUUAUAGCCCCACGCGGACGAGUGUUGUGCAUAAUAACCAACCAGGAAGCCAGUGUUCACUUCCUGUAAAAUUGAAUUUUUUUUCCUAAUCCCAUUGCAACCACAAAAGAAUGUCAAUCUGCAGUGUUGUACCGACGUAGUGCUUUUAUUUUGAAAGAGACUGUAUCAAACUGUACAUUUCCUGUGAAAACAGAAGUGUAUUUUGAAAACAGACAAUGCAUGUAACAGGUUGAAAUUGACACGGCGUCCCAGAACGUCAACAACCAACACACCCAGGGUACCUUGGACGUCAUAUCUCAAUUUAUGACCACGUGUAGACAUGUGACGAGGUCAGAGUGAGAGCGUGUUGUUCUCUCAUGUGUGACUGAACCCAAAAGCAGGGCUGUAUUUGUUACAGAGGUCAAAAGUGGAAGCACUUCUUAUAAAAAGGUCGAUGAUGUCAGUGACGUCACAGAAUCACCAGAUUUUUGUUCCCAAACAAACACAAUCAAAACAUGUUUCUAAUCUUCUGGUAACUGUUUCCAACAUGACAUAAAACAGAGCCGUGAUGAAUAAAAUCCUGCCGAACUUUUCAGUGACACACAGAGGUCAGAUUUGUUCAAACUGCUGAUAAAGAUUCGUUGGCAAAUAGCAAUAACAGGACAUGUUGACAAUCAGAUUUAAACAGCUUUGUUUUCACAUGUAUUUGUUUUCCUGCUUUUGUUCCAUCGGCUCUGACUUUAUCUCACUCGUACGUCUGUUCCUUCAGCUCUGACCCAGAUAAUAGUUUCAGCUACAGUAGAUGUAUCCAGUGCUGCUUGUUGGUCUUUUUGUUUCCAGCCCUAAACUCAAUAAAGUUGUCAUAGCUCAGGG
This is a messenger RNA of Epinephelus lanceolatus (giant grouper), 6199 nucleotides long. Lineage: Eukaryota; Metazoa; Chordata; Actinopteri; Perciformes; Serranidae. The record is from RefSeq and is a predicted model, not a curated record.